UUAAAGGAGCAGGACUAUAGAAUUUGUUUCCUCUUCCCCUCCCCACCCAUCUCCAUCUCCAUCGCCGUCACGGCCUCCGCCCUGCCGUCAGCCUCUCUUCGCUGCCCGGAUCGCCCAUCGCCGCCGCCGGUUAUUGUUGAUGCCUUACGCACACAUGCGGCGCUAGGUGAUGACGAGCUUGCCUGAGAGGGAUUCAGCACCGCCAUCCGAUACUUCGUGCAAGGGGGACUCUGUAGCUGCUGUUGCCUCUUCCUCUAGCUCGGAUCAGAAAGAAGAUAGCAGCUCCAAACAGUCGAAGACCUCGAUCCUAUCCAGCGUCUUCACGCCCCCAUUCGGCAUCUUUGAGGGGCAGCAGGACUCAUUGCCGACGUGCGACAAGAAGUUGCCAAAGUCCUCCUCGGGAUCCUAUGGUUGGUCGAGGAUUUUGAGGAGAAUCGUGGGCAGCAGCGCGAUGUGGCGUCUUCUGGGGUGCAACAAGGUUCUGACCUCCAGUGAUGUGUGGUUCCUUGGCAAAUGCUACAAGGUGUCACCUGAGGAGUCAUCCAGCGACUCGGAUUCUGACAGUGGGCAUGGCGCGCUUUUAGAAGAUUUUUCCUCGAGGAUAUGGAUCACUUACCGAAAAGGCUUUGACGCUAUAUCUGAUUCCAAGUUAACUAGUGAUGUGAACUGGGGCUGCAUGGUUAGAAGCAGUCAGAUGCUGGUUGCUCAGGCGCUCAUUUUUCACCAUCUUGGAAGGUCUUGGAGAAAGCCCUCAGAGAAGCCAUACAACCCAGAAUAUAUAGGGGUCUUACACCUAUUUGGUGAUUCUGAAGCUUGUGCUUUCUCUAUUCACAAUUUACUUCAAGCUGGAAGGAGUUAUGGUUUGGCUGCUGGAUCAUGGGUGGGUCCAUAUGCUAUGUGCCGGACAUGGCAGACCCUUAUCCGCACAAAUAGAGAGCAAGAUGAAGUUGUAAGUGGGAAGGAAAAUUUUCCUAUGGCUCUUUAUGUGGUUUCGGGUGAUGAAGAUGGUGAAAGAGGUGGAGCUCCAGUUGUUUGCAUUGAUGUUGCUGCUCAGCUUUGCUAUGAUUUCAACAAAGGACAAUCAACAUGGUCACCUAUUCUUUUGUUAGUUCCGCUGGUUCUUGGCCUUGACAAAAUUAAUCCAAGGUACAUCCCAUUACUAAAGGAGACGUUUACAUUUCCUCAAAGCUUGGGCAUUUUAGGUGGAAGACCUGGAACAUCAACUUACAUUGCUGGGGUACAGGAUGAUAGGGCGCUUUACCUAGAUCCUCAUGAUGUCCAGAUGGCAGUUAACAUUGCACCGGAUAACUUGGAGGCAGACACCUUGUCAUACCACUGCAGCAUUGUCCGAGAUUUGGCUCUAGACCAGAUAGAUCCAUCCUUGGCAAUUGGUUUUUACUGCCGUGACAAAGAUGACCUUGAUGAUUUCUGUUCUCGGGCCUCUGAGUUGGUAGAGAAGGCCAAAGGAGCUCCGCUCUUUACUGUCGUGCAGUCAAUUCAAUCAUCGAAACAAAUGUAUAACCAGGAUGACGGGUUGGGUAGUUCUGGCGGUAACAUGGCCAACAACGAUGACCUCGAUGGCUCCGGCGAAACAGGAGAAGAGGAGUGGCAGAUCCUUUAGACGAGAGGGAAAAUUGAUGACAUUGAGUUGAAAACCUUACAUCCAACGCAUUGUCUGAAUGCCCUCAUUUGUGUGUGAAUACAGGAGAUUAUUUGUGAUUUCAGGGUGUCGUGGGAUGCCAAUGUCCCAUAGGAGCUGUUCAAAACGUGACAGAUGGGAAUCCCUUUGUACCCAUACAUACCCUUGUGUUCAUUACAACUAAAUGUAUUUAUUCUCUAUUAUAAUAUGAUUUCACAAGUCACAACGCCAUGCUCGCUAGUGACUUUCCCCAUA
Phragmites australis (common reed) is the source of this 1894-nucleotide messenger RNA. RefSeq names its product cysteine protease ATG4B-like. Lineage: Eukaryota; Viridiplantae; Streptophyta; Magnoliopsida; Poales; Poaceae. The transcript has 9 exons. Gene Ontology annotation, molecular function: protein-phosphatidylethanolamide deconjugating activity. The record is from RefSeq and is a predicted model, not a curated record. The coding region runs from base 170 to 1621 and encodes 483 amino acids.